AUGUUGUCAGUGGCCUCACUUCUUAAUCCGGCGGCCCCUGGGUCGCCGGCACAGUCACCUCGAUAUCGACCGGGUGCUGCAGCCCUGUCGUCGUCCUUCGUCUCGUUCCCGCCCCAGUAUCCUAACCUGAUGUAUGAACGACACUUCAUGUCUUCAAAGCACCGCAAGGUGAUCAGGGACUCUGGCGGCUUCGUCAAGUCCAAGACUAAGGGACAGGUCAACUUCCCACCCUUCGAGGCUCUGGACGAGCCGUCGCUCCGAGAGAUCAAGCAGUACCAGAUUUAUCCCUUCGGAGAGAUUCAAGAAUACUGUCGACACAUUCCCUACAAUAGCGGCAAGAAGGACUUUUACGACAAGACAGGCCGCGAUGGCUUCGAAGUACUUCAAUACAUCUUCAAAGUCCCAGGUGAUGAGAAUGAUUAUACCGUCAUGUGGGAUUACAAUGUCGGCCUCGUCCGCAUGACCCCGUUCUUCAAGUGUUGCAAAUACUCCAAGACCCAGCCAGCCAAGAUGCUGAACAUGAAUCCCGGCCUCCGCAAUAUCACGCACAGCAUCACCGGAGGCUCCAUCAUGGCUCAAGGAUAUUGGAUGCCCUUCAGCUGCGCCAAAGCCGUCUGUGCGACUUUCUGCGCCCCAAUCGCCGGCGCUCUGAUUCCCAUUUUCGGUCCCGAUUUCCCCUCCCAGUGUGUCUCGCCUGAUGGGCCCGACUUUGGUCGCAUGGUCAUCGAUCCGUCCGUUAUUGAGGAGUCGGCCCGCGAGGCCGAUCUCUUCCGUCGCAUGUACGCCAAUGCAGUCAGCGUUGCCAGCAACAACCAUCUGCCACAGCAUCUGCACCGUCAACAGAUGCACAACCACUACAGCCUGGCCCCGGCGCUGCCCAGCCCAACCAGUAUUCCUAGCCCUCGCCUUACCCGUCGCGCCCUGCCACAGUUUCCGUCGCCGCAUGAGUACGACCGCGAGCGCGAGUGUCUUGGCUCCGACGUGUGGAUGAGGACGAAGCGCGGUCCUGACAGCUCAUACGGCACGGACGCCGAGUCUGAACUGCAAGCCGGCCCCGUGACGCCAGCUCCGCACCAUAUCUCGAAUCGUGGUAUGCCCUGUCUACCGCUCUCCCCACCAGGGUCCAGCGGUACUAGCAAUGAUUGGCCUGUCGCCUACCCUCACUCUCAUCCUUCUUACCCGUCCCACGCCCACCUCGGGACUCAGCACCCCACGAGCGCCUUCCAUUCUGGCGCCUGCGGGAGCAAUCUCAAUCAGCCUCAUGACUAUCCUUGCGCCGCAGAUAGGGGUCCCAACCCCAUCCUGAGCGCGGUCCCUAGUUUCGGCCACAGUCAGCGCCUCGAGCACCAGCACCAGCAGCAACAGGGCCCCAGAUUCUCCCACCGGCCACACCCGUUUUCGAAGAGCGACUUCUCGCAGCGCAACAUGCCCCCCAUGAACGUCAACAUCAAGCGCCGUGGGGCUGAUUUUGAGGCGGAACACAAUGAGUACGACCGCGACAGCCACAAGAGCAGCCCUACAAUGACUGUGAUGACCGACAGGUCCGUGUCGCGUGGGUCUGCAUGUCGCCAGAACGUGGCCCAGGAACCGACCACGAGCGGCGUGGAUAAGAAUGCUGCAUUCUUGCUCAUGAAUUUGAGUGUGCGGGAGCACAAGUAUACUCAUCAGGGCACCGUGGAUGGGCGCAAGGAGAACCGACGGGUGCAAGACGGGUUCGCUGUUGCCAAUGAAUGGCUCUCACGCGGCUGUGGACCCGAGACGAUGUCAAUGUCGCCCCUUUCAGGCACAGCGGGUGGACAUAGAAGCAAGCGGCGCAGGGCAACCUCGAUGUAA
Molecule: messenger RNA, 1833 nt
Organism: Cryphonectria parasitica EP155
Lineage: Eukaryota; Fungi; Ascomycota; Sordariomycetes; Diaporthales; Cryphonectriaceae
Exons: 4
Coding region: 1-1833 (610 amino acids)
Cellular component (GO): MBF transcription complex; SBF transcription complex
Molecular function (GO): transcription regulator activity; DNA binding
Source: RefSeq, a predicted model, not a curated record